AGAAGGCGACGAAAUUUAUUUCUCGGAAACCUAGGCGUUCAGACAGAUUUGCUUAUUUUUUGAGUUUUACCUUCUUAAUUAUUUCAAAAUUUUACAGUGACUGAAAAAAAAUUAAUAGUUGCGCAGGUUCAGCUCUGAAAAAUGAUAAAAAGAAAGCUUGUUCGGGCCAGAAUUCCCCGGAAGAGGACAAAACUAGCGCCGAAAGUGCCCAAAACCGAUCCACAGCAACAGCGCCACCUAAAGAAUCGUUUUAGACGGGCACCAAUACCCGGUCGCAACAAGUCUUUCGUAGCCCAAAGCUCAGUUCCGCCCAGCCAGCGGGUCUGGCGCAGGACUGCUGUUCGAACGAAGCCAAAGCCGAAGGUUAAGCUCCCGCGGCUGUUCCGUCUGGACCACCUGACGGGUCUGCCUGUGGAUUACGAAAAGACAGUGGAGCGGGUAAUGCACUAUGUGAACCCACACCUGGGUAAUCGACCUAAUGCCGAGCAGAUGCUAGAGGAACUGUUGACCAGUAUGUUUGCCGAGGUGAUGCGACAAGGCUGCCGCGAUCGCCUGGGCAGCCACCAGUUGCGAGCGAUGCUGAAGAACAGCAAGGGAUGCUCCUGCCCAAUGGGACAAUAUCUAAACAAGUGCGAUCUGAACUCUCAGAGCGAGAAGGACAGGCGCGAGACGAAUGAAAGUUUGCAACACUUUCAUAGUGCCUGCAAACGGGGACCGCGGCAACCACAGAGUAGCCGUCCUACCUACACCAGCAAGUUCAACUUUAACCAACUGAAAAUCAAGAGCACCUAGAAUAAAUCUAAAAUCAAAUUUUCUUCCGUCGUUCGCAAACUGCUUUUUCAUGGACUCUUAUUUUAAUUUCCCAAGAUAACGGAACUCCAAUAAAUUAUAUAUUUUUUUAAUUUGAAUACUUUGUAAAGUCUUCUGUAACCCAUAUGGACAAAAACGAUGUCUAUAUCUUAUCUUAGAGCGGAGUACCUUAAACCACUCGCUUUUCCUCCAAUAUACGUCAAAAGCCGGAAUCAAAAAUAUUCCAAUUCCAA
Molecule: messenger RNA, 1043 nt
Organism: Drosophila bipectinata
Lineage: Eukaryota; Metazoa; Arthropoda; Insecta; Diptera; Drosophilidae
Source: RefSeq, a predicted model, not a curated record